AUGGAUAAUGAUGUCACAAGACCCGAUAAAAUGUUCAGUUCUUCUCGUCGCUCUCACCGGAAAACGAGGACGGGGUGCAAUAAUUGUAAGAGGAGAAAGAUUAAGUGUGGCGAAGGAAAGCCUAGCUGCUUGAAUUGUAUCAAGCAUUCAGUACAAUGUGAUUAUUCAAAAGCGGAUGCAGCAACUUCGGCGAAGAAUACACCGCUCUCCUCUCCUGGAUCAUCAACUUCAGUUUCAGCUCCAAAUAAUGUGCUGGGUCGAAUUGUCGAGGGCCAAGACCCCUAUCUGAAUCUUAUGGAUUUGGAGGUCUUCAACAACUUUGUCGUGUCAACAAGCAACUCACUUAACUCCAAUCCUGUGGUAAGAAAGAUAUAUCAAACCACGAUUGUCGAGAUUGCACUUCGGCACGAAUUCGUCAUGCGUGCGCUACUCGCUCUAUCGGCCCUCCACAUGGCUCGCAACAGGCCUGAUCGGAGUCAACAACUUCAUGAGUAUUCAAAGCAGCAACAUGAAGCAGCACUCCGUCAAGGCACUGCGUUCAUUCCUCACAUUACCACUGAGACCUGUGCAGCGCUCCAUGUCUUCUCGAUAUUCACCGGUAUGCACACAUUAGGUCGACCUCGCAGUGUUGAUGAAUUUGUAAUUGUCGGCGAUAAUGGAAUUACCUCAUGGCUUGUGCUAUUUCGCGGUGUAACCGCUAUUAUCGAUCAAUUCAAAGACGCACUUCUAACAGGGCCUUUGAACACCCUGUUCAAAGCCAGAGAAGAAAGAGUCAUGUUACGUCAAACAUACGCAGAUGAUGAAGUUGAACAUCUAGGUCACCUAAGAAUUGCAAUCGAAACCACAGUACCCGAUGAGCAUGAAGUACAAAUAUAUACCGAAGCUAUCCGCGGCUUGGAACUUUCGUAUCAAUUCAUGUACAAGUGUCCAGCUGAGCAAUAUGAGACGGGGGACAUUUUUAUCUGGCUUUUCCGUGUUCCUGAUGAGUACUUGAGUCGUCUAAAUGAUGGUACCCAAGAAGCAUUAGCAAUUCUUGCAUAUUCAGUUGUGUGUUUUAGGAAGCUGGAAAAUCUCUGGUGGAUAGAAGGAUGGAGCAAUCAUUUAAUGGCCAAUAUCUAUCAGUUUUUGGAUGAAGAACACAGACAAUGGGUUCAGGCACCUAUCGAUGAGAUUGGCUGGGUCCCAUAUCAAUGA
This is a messenger RNA of Botrytis fragariae, 1194 nucleotides long. Its product is annotated as putative c6 transcription protein. Bases 1 to 1194 code for a protein of 397 amino acids. The record is from RefSeq and is a predicted model, not a curated record. The transcript is spliced from 2 exons. Lineage: Eukaryota; Fungi; Ascomycota; Leotiomycetes; Helotiales; Sclerotiniaceae. Gene Ontology annotation, biological process: regulation of transcription by RNA polymerase II. Gene Ontology annotation, molecular function: zinc ion binding; DNA-binding transcription activator activity, RNA polymerase II-specific.